Messenger RNA from Apis cerana (Asiatic honeybee), 6124 nucleotides. RefSeq names its product atonal bHLH transcription factor 8-like protein net (gene net). The record is from RefSeq and is a predicted model, not a curated record. Lineage: Eukaryota; Metazoa; Arthropoda; Insecta; Hymenoptera; Apidae. Gene Ontology annotation, biological process: anatomical structure morphogenesis; positive regulation of transcription by RNA polymerase II. Gene Ontology annotation, cellular component: nucleus. Gene Ontology annotation, molecular function: E-box binding; DNA-binding transcription factor activity; protein dimerization activity.
AACCACUGUAUAUUUAUUUAUAUAUUAUAUAAAAUGCUUUAUAAUAUGUCAGAGCUUUAAUUGAUGCAGGUUCAGAUAUAUAUAUAUAUAUAGAUAUACAAAAAUUUAUCUGUAAAGCUUCACAAGGAUUAAUUUGUUUAAAAUCUUUUUCUAGUAUUCACUAGUUUCUUAUUUGAUUAAUGAUCAUGUUAUUGUAUAUCAAAAUAGAGGAAUAAAUAAAUAUUUAUUAAAUUAAAAUUUGAUCUAAAAAUAUUAUUUAUAAAAUCGAUCAAUCAUUUUUUAUUUCUAUGCUGUUGCAUUAAAAUAAUAAGAUAAUUUUAUUUAUUGAAUUUAUUUAUUUUUAUUCUAUUUAGGUCUAUUUAGAUAAAAAGUAUUUCAUUAUUUCGUUACCUAAUAUAAUUCUAUAUUACUUAUUAUCUAUAAACAUGAUAAUUAUGAUUAUAUUUUCGAUAAAUUGUUUCAAAUCAAAUAAUCUGAUUGAAAUUCAAUAUAAGUUCAAGAUUAAAGUUCAAUGUAAAAAUAUUUACAUUAUUCUCUAUAAUUAGUUAUAGAUUCAUAAAACACAAUAUAUUAAAUAUCACGAGAUAUACAAAUAUUUAUCUUGAAAACGUGGCAAAAAAAUAUAUCUAUGAUCAAAAAAUUUUAUAUAAAAAAUUAAUAACAUUUAGAUUAAUAGUAAAUAUGAAUAUUUUUUACAAUUUUGAAAAAUUUUAUAAAAAUAAUUUAGAAAUCAUUAAUAAUUAAAAUCAUCAUUUAUAAUUUUGAUACUUUCUUAAUUUAAAUUUUUCAAUAAUAAAAUUAACAAUUGGAGUAUGUAUUUAAAUUUUUCCAAAUUGCAUUUUGAUAUCAUUUUUUUAAAUUUAUUAAAAAUUUAUUUAAUAUGUUGUAUUUUCAAUCUUAUCUUUUAUUUUUUUCAAUUUUUAUUUAUUUAAAAAACUUUAUCUCUUACUUAUAUAAAAAAUUAUUGCUAUUAGUUAUUAUUGUAGAAAUAAUAAAAUAUAAUAAAAUAAAAUAAUUCUUGAAACAAAAAAGAAUUUGUUUUUUGCGAAAAUAAAUUUUUUUUACUUUUAAAAUUCAAAUAUUGAAGUACACAUAAAAAAGAAAAAUUUUUUAUAUAUAGAUAAUAUGUAAAUAAUAUUAUUAAGAAUUUAUAUAAAAAUAUAAAUAAAUGAUCAAUUAAUCUUAUAAAUAAAUUAUUUAUAAUUAAUUAUAAAUAUAUAAUUAACAAAUUAGAAACUAAUUAUAAAUAAAUAAUUAAUAAAUAAAUAACAAUUAAAUCAUUUUUUAAAAUCAUUCAAUUAUUAAUAAAUUGAUAUUAAUAUUAAUAUUAAUAUUAAUAUUAAUUUAAAUGUUUAAUUAUUUCAGCAUUACAAUUUCAUAGAAAAUUGAUAUUGAAGAGAUACAAAAUCUAAACAAAAAAAUCUAGAGAGAUUAAAAUUAUAACCAAAGAAAACCAGAUCUUUAGAUAUUUAAUUACCAGGCACAAACUUGAUAUUCAAUUUUUUUCUAUAUUUAUUAUAAAUAUUUUUAAUUUUUUUUGGUAUCACUACAAAAAUAUUAUAUUAUUUUUUUUUCUUUUAUGAUAUUUAUUAUAGAAAUUUUUUAGAAAACAUAUAUUUUUUUAAAAAAUAUAAAUAAAAAUAAAUUCAUAUGAAAAUAUGCAUACAUAAUAAUUUUUUGUUCAUUCAAAUUCAAAAAAGAAUAAAUUCAAUAUAAGAUCCAUAUCAUUUUGAGAUAGACAAUAAGAUUUUUUUGUAAUUUUUGUUUUUUAAAUAAAUUAAAAAUUAAAAUAUUAUAAAUAAUGUAAAUUAAUAUAAAUUAAUACAAAAUAAUAUAAGUUAAAAUAAAUUUAUAAAUUAAAAUAUAUAUUUAAUAUUUUUAAACCAUAUUUUUAAACCAUAUUUUUAAACCAAAGAUGUAUGAAUUGUCUAUAUAAAUAUGUUCAUAUUCCUCGCACUUUCAUAUUGAACUAAACAACUGUCGAUCAACAGUAAGUCACUUAGCGACAAGGUCUUGAUUAAUGAAUUGUUUAGUUAUUGUAAUUUCGAUAAAGAUCAUUGGUUUUAUAUACCUAAAUAAAAAUUUUUUUUUCUACAAAUAUUUUAAAUUUUUAAGUCUGGAAUAAAGAAACGUUGACAAAUAAAAUAAAAAAAUAGAAAAAUAGAUUUUUAAACAAUUAAAAUAAAUCACUACAGAGUUGAAAUAAUGAAGCUUUCAUAAUUAUAUUAAAUUUUAUGUUUUUAAAAUUUAUGGUAAAAAAUUUUUCAAUUAUUUCUUUAUAAUUUAUUUAUAAAUACAAAUAAAGAAAAAAUUAUAUUACUUCUUUAACAAGAUUUAAAAUAUAUGUAUUAUUUGUACAAAAUAAGAAAAAUAAGUCAUAAAAUAAUUUAUUUCAAUAUUUCUUCUUAUAGUAUAAUAUAUCAUAUGUGUAUAUAUGUAUAAUAUAUAAUGUAUAAUAUAUCAAUAUAAUAAAGUUACGAACGAUGCAUCAUAUUUUAUUUAAAAAAAAAAUCUCUGACAUCGACAUCAAAAUGUGAUCGAUUUGGCAUGGAAUGACUUUUAUACAUAGAUAUCCAAUGCUGAUAUAUAUAUUAAUAUACUAUAUAUAUUAUAUAUACUAAUUGUAAGUAUUUGAAUCAUCUUUAGAUCGUUGUGCUGCUUUUAAACAUAUAUUUACUUAUAAAUCAAUCUAGAACUAUUUUUGAACAUUAUGACUGAAAAGCUAAUCUAUUAAGCCUAUAAUAAAAAUUUUUAAAAUAAAGUAAAAAAACAAAGACAAAACGAUAAUGUCUUUAAAAGCUUACAAGUAUAAUAGUCAGAUAGAUAGAUAGGUAGCUAAAUAUAUAGAUUAUCUUAAAAUAAAAUAAGCAAAGUAAUAUAUUUCCGCUAAACACUUAAAAUUCUCGCUCAUAAACGGUAACAGACAAAACGGAGUCUUGUGAGUUUGCGUUUCUUUCGUAUGCAGAGUACUGCGACAUCACAUUACGAUCCACUGCGGAUGGUUGACUCGAAAUCGAGUCGACGAUGUUUCAGACGUUUACGCAGUAACAGACUUUGAGUAAAAGAGAAGAAGAAGGAAUCGAGCGAGUGCAAAAAGAAAAGCAUGGUAAUACGAGAAAGGAAGAAAGAGCGAGAACGGUGAGGUGAGGCAUGGCAAAGAGAGGAAUGAAGUAGAAUGGAGAGGAAAGGAGAGGCGGGAGAGAAAGAUGGACGGCAUGGCACGACGCAGCGCACGGAGAAACCGAGUCAAACUCUCGGCCGGCUGGCGCCGUUCUGUCGGCCCCCGCUGCCUCUUGCCACUGCCACCAACAAUACGCGCCGUACACCUCUUCCCCGUUGUUUCGCCUGCCAUCGUCACCAACGUCAGCACCAAUGCCAGUACUUAUAAUACCAAUACCAAUAUUGCGACGUCACCAUUUCUAUCACCAACUCAUCAUCACUAUCGUUGAUAAUAAUCUUAUUUGUGUAGAGUACUUUUUAUAAAGAAAUGCUCGAUCCUGUUCAAUCGUAAACUGAGCACACGUGUUUAAAACUCAUUUGUGUUGUGUGAUCCGGUCAAGUUUCCAAGCGCGACGAGACGAAGCUUACUCGACUUUCGGGCGCCUUCACGCAGCAGUAUUGGUGCUAAACCGAUAUACACGAUACAUUCUUGACAGACCGAAGUGAUGCGGAGGCUGAAAAAGAAACGACGUGUUCGUAGUAGUGAUCGUAUCUGUAGAAUCGACGGCAUCGAUACUGAUGGUAAUGUUAAUAGUACUGGUCAUAGUAGUGGUGGUAACGGAGUAGUGGUGGUGGCAGUAGUAAUGUAGUGGUAGUGGCGGUGGUACGUAGAGGCAGCAAAGUCACAGCGGGCAGGCAGACCAGUUGGGACUUGGGACUAUCGCAUGCAUGUGCGAUGAAAAAGCACGAGGCGAAUCAGUACUUUUUCGACCGUGCUCGUGUCAGGAUGUGUUUCGUUGAUUUUUGGACUCGAAUUAAUUUCGGGUGCAACGAAAUUCAAACACGGACUAUAAAAAGUGUUAGAAAGAAAGGAAGCCAGAGUAAUAGAAGAAAGAUCUAAGAAACAAUAGAAGAAAUUGAAGCACAAAGAAGUUGCGUAUAAUACGAUUUGCCAGUACGACUGAUCGCUAUAUGCGUUCGUAGGAUCUAUCCCAUGAAAAAUAAUGUAUGAACGGAGAGUAAUGCGCGUGUGGUGAUCAAGACAAAAAAAAAAUUGUGCUUUCGUGCUUCCAAUCAUCGAUCGAUAUGGCUCAUCACAUAGUUGAAUCAGUAUCCGAAUUGUCGGCUUUAAUGAAAGUCAGUACGACUAAUUCCGAAAGGGAUGCUGGUUUUUGUAGCGGUGGCGACGAGGACGAUAUAUCUGACCUACACUCGCCAAGCUCCUCGGAAGAUAGUCUAGAGGUGCAAAUAACGCCGAUAUCAUUAAAAAACAAGAGAAAAUUGGCCGAACCUCGAAAAAUUCACGAGCCGAAUUUAGCCCCAUUGAAAAAACGAAGAUUCCAACGAAUCGAGAAAGAAACUAUACCAAGCGAGGAAUCGACUAGAAUUUUAAGAUCACCGAGUCCGUUUCGACCAUGGAGUUGUACUAACAAGAGCAUCGAUUCGAAACUUUCUUUACCUAUUUCAGUUGCGGAAAGGUCAAAUCAGUGCGUUUUCACUUUAUUAUCGAAUGCACCGUCACCAUCUUCCAUUGUUUCAAAUCGAAUGAACCAUCACCACCAUCAUCGUCACCGUCUCCAUCAUCAUCGUUAUCAUCACCAUCAUCAACAUCAUUGUGACAAUAAUGAUAAUAAGAAGAAUAACGGCGACGUUCGAAAAGACAAUCUGGAUCAGGGACACGCUUCAGAAGAUGGCAUCACGUGUGAGAUAAAUAUAAAAGGGAAUGAUGAUUUUCAAAAACAACAAGAGUUGGAAUGCCAAGAGAAUUUAUCUGCCAGAUUACGACAGUCGACGCAAAAGUGUGUCAUACAUGCUGAAAAGCGCGAGUUCCUCCGUCAAAAAUCCGAUAACACAAUGAUCUCGUCUGCAAGUUCCACGGCUAUAUCGGAAACAAUAUUGUCAUCGUCAAUAGUAUCUCCGAUUACGCAUCUCAGAUUACAAGAAGAACCUUUGUCACUUGUAUUGAGAGGCGAUAUGGCCGCCAGGGUACCGUCGCAUCCAGCAGUGAAUGGUACUUAUGAGAAAUCCUGCUCAUAUUCUAUAAAAUGUACAAACGUUUCGUCUUCGUCGUCAUCUUCUCUCUCUUCUUUGUCUUCAUCAGCAGCAUCCACAACAUCAUCCUCGUCCUCCACUUCCUCAUCAUCUUCCUCUUCCUCUUUUUUGUCUUCCCAUCUUCAGCAAGAUCAUCGAUUAUCGAGCAAUGAUAAUUCUUGCUCGACAAUGGUAAUCACAUCUACGACGAUAACAACAACAGCAACUACACUGACAACGACAAUGACGAACGUUCAUAACGGUCAAACAAGGCAACACACGAUGCCGAGUCAACAGAGGAACUAUAAAAACAUGACGCGGGAAAGGAGAAUAGAAGCAAAUGCUAGAGAACGGACGAGAGUGCAUACCAUAAGCGCUGCAUUCGAUACGCUGAGACGCGCUAUUCCCGCUUACUCGCACAAUCAGAAGUUAUCGAAGUUGUCCGUAUUAAGGAUUGCGUGUAGUUAUAUCAUGACCCUCGGUAAAAUUGUUGAUAUCCCCGAAGGCGAGACAGCCAACAGUGCUUCAUUAGGAGCUUGCGUGGACCUCGUCUCUAGGACCAUUCAAACAGAGGGAAAAAUUAGAAAGAGAAAAGAAGACUGAAUCGCAUAAGUACUAUACUAUAACUAUAGUUGGGCUUAAUUCUAACAAUAUUUAUAAUCUGAUGCGAUACAAUGUAUAUAUAAAUAUUUAAUCAAUUGUCAUUUAAUCUGUAAAUCAUUGAAAAUUGAAUUGAUAAAUAGUCCAAUUAAAUGUUUAACGAAUGUUAAAUAUUUUUCCGAUCGUUUCUUUAAAAUUGUGAUGCUGAAUAAAAGAAUAUUUACAUAUGUACAGUGUUUUUGAUGUAUAAAAAAAAAGUAUAAAAAAAGUAAAGUAUAAAAAUAAAAAGGAGUUGACAAGAUACGAUGUAUCCAACUCGCAAAUUGUAUUAACU